AUGUCAUCACAGCAACUCGUCGAUUGUCCGAUCUGUAGCAAGCCCGUCAAGGAGCUCAACAUCAAUCGACACAUAGAUUCUGCCUGCCAAUUUCUCACCGGUCAUUCACCUCCUCCAACCCAGCAAAUUGCACUAAAAUCUACUCAGGUCGCAAACUUCUUUCAGACGCCGGCUGCCAAGCGUAAUCUAGGUGUUUCUUCCUCUACGCAGUCUGGAAGUACUGCUGCACCAACGACUCCCUCUCAAACCCCCACUGCAACCCAGAAAAGACCUCUUGAAGAUGUCAAAGCAGAAGAUGUCCAGCCACUACCCAAGAAAGCCAAAAAUGUCAAUCUGGAAAAGGCUGCCCCGCUGGCUGAGCGAAUGCGACCGCGAUCACUGGAUGAAGUCCAAGGUCAAGAGCUCGUAGGCCCAAAAGGUGUCUUGCGCUCACUGAUCGAAUCAGAUCGUGUUCCGAGCAUGGUGCUAUGGGGUGGCCCUGGGACCGGCAAAACCACUAUUGCUCGACUGAUUGCAAAGACGGCAGGUACUCGUUUCGUCGAGAUUAAUAGUACCUCUUCGGGCGUCGGUGAGUGCAAGAAGUUGUUCGCUGAGGCUCGUAACGAGCUUUCUCUCACUGGCCGGAGAACAAUCAUCUUCUGCGACGAGAUUCAUCGUUUCAGCAAAAGUCAGCAAGAUGUUUUCCUAGCUCCCGUGGAGAACGGUACCAUCACCUUGAUCGGUGCCACGACGGAGAAUCCGAGCUUCAAGGUCAUCAACGCGCUUCUCUCGCGAUGUCGCACAUUCACUCUUGCAAAGCUGGAAGAUGAGCAUAUCACUGCUAUUUUGAAGCGUGCUCUGACCCUCGAACCUCCUACUACGUCACAUGCGGUCGAGCUGUUGGAAGGAGACGAUCAUGCACUGCUCAAGUAUCUUGCAAGCUUCGCCGACGGAGACGCACGCACGGCAUUGAAUCUUCUCUCUCUCGCUCUAGACCUGGCUAGUACUCCUGAGACUACUGUUGAGAUCAUAAAAGAGAACUUGACGCGAACGUUAGUAUACGACCGUCAGGGAGAUCAGCACUACGACACAAUCAGUGCAUUCCAUAAAAGUGUUAGAGGCAGCAAUCCUGAUGCCGCGCUCUACUACCUCGCUCGAAUGCUACAGUCGGGCGAGGAUCCUGUGUACAUCGCACGAAGGAUGGUAGUCAUGGCUAGCGAGGAUAUUGGGGUAGCCGACAAUACCCUCCUGCCGCUCGCAACAGCUGCUUACACCGCCGCUAAGGAAAUUGGCAUGCCGGAAUGCAGAAUCAAUCUCGCUCAUGCAGCAGUAGCUCUUGCCGAAGCGCCAAAGUCUACUCGUUCAUACCGAGGACUUGGCGCUGCAUAUGCUGCUUUAUCAGAGCCCGGCAUCGCUGGUCUCCCUAUACCCAUUCACCUCCGCAAUGCUCCAACGAGAUUGAUGAAGGAACUUGGAUACGGCAAAGAAUACAAAUACAAUCCCGACUACAAGGACGGAAAGGUCAACCAAGAAUACUUCCCUGAUAAGCUCCAAGGCAAGGUAUUUCUUCCAGACAACCAUCUGGGGGAGAAGAUUGACCCUGAUUUACCUCCGGACGACCUACAAGAGCAGAGUCAAGCACCUGAGGGGGACGAGUCUGAGGAGCGUUCAGACGAUGGCGAUGAAGCUUUUGACGAUAAUGGCUACAAUGACAAUGGAGGAGAAGACGACUUCGAGGAUGGUGAAGAGCGCAUACUCAAUCCUGACGGUGAAUGA
Messenger RNA from Aureobasidium subglaciale EXF-2481, 1755 nucleotides. RefSeq lists its product as uncharacterized. Bases 1 to 1755 code for a protein of 584 amino acids. Gene Ontology annotation, cellular component: nucleus. Gene Ontology annotation, biological process: DNA repair; regulation of DNA repair; DNA-templated DNA replication. The record is from RefSeq and is a predicted model, not a curated record. Lineage: Eukaryota; Fungi; Ascomycota; Dothideomycetes; Dothideales; Saccotheciaceae. The transcript has a single exon. Gene Ontology annotation, molecular function: ATP binding; DNA binding; single-stranded DNA helicase activity.